This is a messenger RNA of Owenia fusiformis, 694 nucleotides long. The record is from the annotation of a GenBank genome assembly. Lineage: Eukaryota; Metazoa; Annelida; Polychaeta; Sabellida; Oweniidae.
GAAUUGGAAAGUCAUUAUUACAAGACUCACAGUGGAGUGAAACCACACCAAUGUGAAGUCUGUGGGAAGAAAUUCAGAGUGAAAAGCUUGUUCAAACAACACAUGGCAUUUCACACAAAUGAACGGAAACACGUAUGCGAGACUUGUGGAGCAUCCUUUAAUUGCCCUACUGCACUGUUGAGACAUAUCGUUAUUCAUACUGGGGAGAGAAAAUAUAAAUGUGAUGUCUGUCUGAAAGGUUUUACCCAACACUAUGCACUCAAAAGACACAAGCAAACUGUACAUGAUAAAUUGAGGGCAUUCAAAUGUGAUACAUGUGAUGUCAGCUACACGCAACGCUAUGCAUUGACCCUACAUUUGAAGGAGAAACAUGGGAUAGAACCAACCAUGAAAGUAAACAAAAGGGAUAACUACAAUCGAAGGCUAGGUGUAGGUAAGAGAUCAUCUCCAGCACAGUUUGUGAGACGGUCACAGAGAGGACGCAAGCGUAAAGUGGACAGUGAAUCUGAUACUAGCACUGAUUCUGAAGCUGAUUUUACUUCACCAAACAGAAAGCAUAAUCGUAGUAACAAGGAGACAAAGGUGCCUCGCAAAAGAAAACAGCCUUGAAAUGGACUCAUGUAAUCAUAACACAAAGUCAACUGUUACAACAGGGAGACGAGGGAUUCCCAACAUGGCAUUUGAGCACAGAAAA